Messenger RNA from Caenorhabditis briggsae, 9747 nucleotides. RefSeq names its product Protein CBR-SDC-2 (gene Cbr-sdc-2). Bases 1 to 9747 code for a protein of 3248 amino acids. The transcript is spliced from 16 exons. The record is from RefSeq and is a predicted model, not a curated record. Lineage: Eukaryota; Metazoa; Nematoda; Chromadorea; Rhabditida; Rhabditidae.
AUGGACAAAACAGGAAGAACCAGACAGCUCAGUGAAUCAUCAUCACAAGAAUCAGUGGCAGUAAUUACUGUAGUUCCAUCACCAGCGCAACCCAAGCAAAAGCUAAAUCAACAACACAAAAAACAAAAGGACGGAGAAAGAAGAAAGCGUGAGCAGCAAAAAGACAGAGAUCUUGACGCGAUUUUGACAGUAAACGAUCGUCGGCAAAGACCACAAGCAUCGGCCAGUGCUAGUCUUCAGACGGCGUACGUUUCACCGAAGAAGCAUUUUGUGCGGAAUCGCCCACCAUCAAUGGCAGUUCCAAGUCCUAAAAAAUCAAAUCCCGUUAGUCAUGAAAAGUCAAGGCUCUCCACUAGCCAUUCUCCGAUUCAGAAGCCAAUCCAGAAGUCAAUCCAAAAGCCACCAACUAGCGAUGCCUGUGCUUCCACCUCCUUUCAUCAGAAUCCAUCAGCAAAAUUGAUUCCAAUUUAUCCUCGUUCCCCCAAAUCAGGCCCAAAACAUUCGGUGACGUUUCGUCAUCCGAUAUCAAGCCACCAAUCAUCACUAUCUUCACAUGAAGAUUCACCACCGGCUACAACAUAUCCAACAUCGUUGGCAAAGCUCUCGGCUUCCGUUGAUCACUACCAGCAAUCUAUACCGCAGUCUUCGUUCCAACAAUUAACACCUCGUGAGCAAGAAAUAACAUCUAUACUUCAAAAUUCGAGUUCACAAUCAGAAACUCAAUCGAAGCAGAAAACUGUUGACCGGUAUUCAAACUCUCCCGAAUUUCUCCAACCAGUACUUCCGAAACAAUCGAAAAAACCUCAACAACGCCCUCAGCAGAAGAUAGAAAAAUCUCACCACCCAAAAGUCGUUUCAAGCGUUGAUAUGUUGAAUACCAAAUACAAUCGUGCUGUCCUUGCAACUGAUGAUGAGGAAAGCCAAGAUUCAGGUUCAAGAAGUCAAGAUUCCAGCUCUCCUGAGUUCAUCAGAACUGUGAAAAGCCCCAACCAAAAAAUGGCUCAAGGUAAACAUAAUUCUGGCCACGAUUCUGGUUGUGCCACCAGUUCAAGCCAGAAUGAGCAGCGGAGGAAACGAGCUCAGCUCUCGAAAAAGGUGUUAAGCGUUGUUGUUGAAGAGGACGAGGGAGCAGAUGAUGAGGAAGAGACGCCACCUCGAGAAAUCCAGGUUUCAGGAGGGAGUGAGGAUAGUGAUAUCAUCGAAGUUUUUCCAAAUCGGAGUGAUCGAGAUGCUACAAGGCCACCAAAGUCACGAAGAUCGGAGAAGAAGUCGAAAAAGCAAAACAGACGAUCAAGGACGCCUUCCAGAGAACCAAGCGUAGUCAUCGAUGAAGAAGAAGCGCCACCAAAGAAACGCACUCGUCGUCGAUUGAAGAAAGAAAAAGACCCAAUGGAUGUAGGUACACGACGACACAAAAUGAGGCGAUUCAUCCACAUCGUCUAUGGAAGACCUCGUCCGGUGAAAUACAAGAUGAAAGCUCUUACCAUAAAGAAAUACCGAGCUCUCCAUCAAAAAAGAACGCGAGUUACAAGACAAAUCAGCAAUCACAUAGUUCCGCAGUAUCAUCGAGAGCCUGAAAAAGGAAAACGCAAUGUGCCAGAAUAUACUGUUGCGGAAACCGUUGAAAGUUACCUUGACGUUUCGAAAACCAUGAUGCAGAAGUCGUCCAAACACCAUGAUGAACUUGUAGCUGUUGGUGUCGAUUACGAUAACUCGGUGAAGAUGCUACACUUUGGCAGAACCAUGAAGAAACAUUCGUGCAAACAGAAGCGACUGAAAUUCCAAAUGUCCUGGUGGCCCAAGGAUACCCCCGAUGAGAAAUUGAAACGUAAAGGAGGAAUCAGGACAACUCGAAUUACGUGUUAUACGCCAUAUCGAAUCAUUGACGAUCCAUACCUAUUCAAGAACCACUGGUCGUUCUGCCCAAAGAGCAAUGCGCCACUACAAGUCAUUCGCAAGUAUUAUCUGAAGCCAAUGACAAGAAGACGCACAACCGAUGACAUCAUCUUAGAUACCUCCUAUUUCGUUCGUGAAUUCUACCUUGGAAAAGCGUUCAUCUCACUACGUGUCACUCGCUCAUCGGACAUUCCAUACGUCUAUGUGCCCCCAAUCAUGCAGUGCGGAUAUUAUCCAUAUAGCGCCGUAACCGUGGAGAACAAAAAAUUCUAUCUGGCAGCUCGAUUCCGAGAGGCACAGUUGGAAUAUUUUAAUAUUACAUACCGCGACAUAAAACCAUGGCAAGGAUUCAAAGUUGGCACUAUCACCGAUUCCGAGCUCUACUACUUUCAUUGUCUUGGAAAGCAUAUUCAUGGUUUUUGGCUGAUUUGGGAAAAAAUUGGACGUUGCAAUGUGGACAAACUGAAGAGAUACACCAACAGACGAUAUUUGGUGGAUAUGUUCAAUUUUCAAUUUUUCCCACUUGAUGUGGAUAUCAAGAAAUGGGAACUUCGCUUGAGAAUUGCGUUCGACACCGUGACCGCUUACAACUUGCAUCUAGCCGAGGUCCUUCGAAUUAACAAGCCGGUGUUUGAUUCGUUAACUCGAAAUCCGUCAUUUUACAAGGCUGUGACGUUAAAGGAGAUUGUGCACUUGAUGCUGGAGCAGGGUAUAAACCCUAAAUAUUACAUGAACAGUUGUGGCAAGCGCGAGUUUUACAAUUGGGGCCUGGAGAAAACCAACGAGGACUACUUGUCAGCAUAUUUCAUCAUUUGCGGUGGAUCCAAAAUCAUUAAAGACAAUAGAAAAUUCGAUUUGGAACACACCCGAGCUCACAUCGAUGAUCAAGAAAACACGGCAGCAAUCACCAGGAAAGGAGAAGUGUUGCAUAUGCAUAUUCCAAUGACACCAUCGGAAAUACUCGUUCAUCUCGAUAACUUUAAAUACAAGAAGAACUUUGAAAGAUUGAUUGUGCAUGGUCCAAUGACUCCUGAAGAGCAGGUCAUAACAAAUUUGAUCGCUGACACUCCUCGUUGUCCAACGGUAACACCACAAGAGGCACCAAAAAAGACUGUUCGUCUUCGCACGACAGUAAUGACCAGGAAGGAGUUGAUGCAAGUCAGAAACAAGAUCUAUCAGAUUCCAAAGCCGAAGAAAGUGAAGAAUAAGCCGCAAAAGCCAGCAAGGAAGAAGCCAGGAAGGAAACCAGAGACACAAGUUGACAAGGGUCUUAAGAAACACGACUUUGAUAUUCUGUACAUGGCAUCUGACAUCGAAUCAGAUUAUGAAAAUUAUUUGAGCGGCGAUGAGAACUACGAAGACAACAUUCCAAAGCUCACAAGGUCCCAAUCCUCAGAAUCCAUCUUUGCUGAUAUUUAUUACACCGACUACCAAUUCGACAAAGUAUCUGGCUUCCAUCGUCAAAGAAUCAAUUAUAUCGUGCACCCAAUCGCGCAACGGAAGAAAAGAAAAAUGAAUCGCCACGUCAAGAAACAUCUACUCCGUUACAGAAUGUUGGCUUUGGAAGGUGUUGCAUUCAAAGAAAUGCUUGAAUGCUAUCAUGGUAAUCUGCCCAAACUUGGCCAAGAAAUCACAAAGACGAAGAAGGCAAUCCGAGUUAACGGGUACAAACGAUUCAAAGUUCCAAAAGUUUUCGAGAAAGGAGAUUCAGCAAAAAUUGAUAGCAUUGGUGACUUGUUGAAAGAGAUGGUCACGUUUACUGUAGCAGCCGAGCACUCGAGUACUCGUGCAGCAAAUGGUGUGGCACGUAUUGCACAACGAGGACGUAUCAUGCAGCGACUCACAACAGACAAUCUGAAACCGACAAACUUUGGUCUUCCAGCCCUCUCGUACUUAGCGAUGGAGAUUUUGACGCGAGUCAAAAUGACUGGUAGAACAAUGAUGGAAGAAGAAAAGCGAAACCUUCGGGAGAGUGUAAAUCAGAGUUAUAUCAACUAUAUGUCACUAUUGCCUCAUGAAAGACGACUUCUCGAUGCCAAAAUCCGAAAUCAAAAAGACAGACACAUUGCCCUACAAAACGAGCGUUAUGAGACGGAGAGAAUGAAGAAUUUGAGCAAGAGACAAGGCUUCAUUCGAUAUGAUCAACGAAGCUUGCAAGCUCAGCAUAAGAGAGAAGAAGCAAGAAGACUAAAUCGUCUGAAGCACUCGGAAAAGGAAACGGCUUUUCGAAAAGAGCAAAGAUAUAUUGCAGAACUGAAAGCAGCUGGAGGUGAUGUGCCAACAAAAGAAUGGAUCAGGAAGCGGAUUCAAGAAGAAGAAGCUGAAGAGGCCGCAAAAGAUCGUAAAGCAGAGGAAGAACAACGUGAGCGCAAGAGGAUGCAAGAAAUCGAAGCAGCUAGAUUGCUUAAAGAGAAGGAACGCCGUAAAGCUGCAAUUGAAAAAGAAAAGUUGGACGAAGCAGUGGCGACUAAACUUCUGAAAGAGAAGGAUGAGCGAGAGAGGAAAAGAAUUGAAAUGGAGAGGAUUCAAGCAAUUCUCCGAGAGUCAUCAGCACUUAUGAAAGAAGCAGCUGAGAAGGAAAGACAGAAACAAUUGGAAGAGGAUAAGCGCCGUAAAAAUGCUGAGAAGAGCCAAUCGGAAUCAGAAGAAGAGCUGAGACGGUUGGAUCGUCAAAGACACGAAGCUCGACGACUGAAAGUUUUGGAACGAGAGAAGAAGCGGUCGGAAGAGGAGAAAACGAUGGAAGCAAUGUGGCUUCAAAGACAAAAAGAACUUGCCGAAAUGAAACGCCGUCAAGAAGAGGAAACCGCCAAAUCGUUGGCUGCAGUGAAGAUACCGAAAACUGUCACUACAAGUCUCUACAGACUGGCCCAGAAGCUCGAUAAAGAAAUGAUUGCAAUUGCGGAGGAAAAAUUGUAUUCACGAACUGUGAUGCUAGUGAUAAGAGAAUCUGAAGACAAGUUUGGUGCGUUCCUGAGGAAAACACGAAAUUUCAAUCUGAGAGUCUUCACAGCAUACUUCUCCCGAUUUUUCGACAAGAACCGUUUCGCUCAGAAAAACUCCGACAAUGAUUUAUACGACAACAUCGCCAAAUGUAUUCAUUACUGUCCUACAUUCAACGACUACAAGUUUGUUCUGGACAUGAAGAAAAUUGUCAAGCACCUCUCCAGUGAUAUGAAACAUCGGAUCAAGAAGUACAUGAACUCAGACCCAAAACGUUCUGGAUCCGAAUCACCAGUGUCCAACGCCGCAUUCUCGCCGGAAUAUGAACCAUCACCAGAACCCGAAAGUGAAAUCCUUGCGGACUCAUUAUCAGAAUCUGAUGACGCCGAUGGACCUGAUGAGCUUCUUCCGGAAGCCUAUGAAACUGGUCAAACAGAUCUUACAGCAACGCAUUGGUCAAGAUCUCCUUCCGUUGACAGCCAAGACGGUGAUGAAAGCCAGAAUUCAUACAAAGGAAGAUGUUUCCAUCCAAUGGUCGCCUUGCGUUCCACGUUUUGGAGACUAAUCGAGAUGUCUGAAAACGCGUUGGAAGCGCAGAAUGAGCAGCUUUAUCGAAAUGAAUUCCGAAACUAUAUCGUAAGACGAAGAAGCUUUCGCAAAGCUGGUGUCCCAUAUGCAGUCGGUGUUUAUGCAGCCUCUUGUGUUCUGCUCACUGGAAGUAUGUAUGAUCCUUGUGGGCGUCGCGAACAGUCACCAUUGCGUAUGCCAGGGGAAGUAAUUGAAAUCGACAACAACGAUCCGGAUUUGAAAGGUGUUAUUGAUCGAGUAGCACAACUAGGAGUCGUUUUCCAUCAAGCCAAUCGAAGUCCUCUCAAUUUGAAACAACUUUGCAAGUGGAACGGAUUCAGACAAGCAUGUGAUCUUAUUGAUGAGCUCUACGAAUUUAUUAUGGGAGUCUAUUGCAAACUACAACUGGAUCAAGUUUUCAAGGACGAACUGGAUGAUGAGACCAAAAUUCGUGAGGCCUUCCGAUUCAUUGCAACCAAAUUUGUCCCGCUGCUCUCAGUGCACUGUGGCGUUAAGAAAAGUCAGGUUGCAAAAUGGAGAUAUGAGGAAGUAACCAUUGGAAGAUGCUGCGUUAACAUGACGGAGUACAAGCAGCCUACUGUUAACACGACGAACGAGUUUAUUUUGAAACAAAACGCCCAACAGUUUUCUCGAAUCACAGCCAUUGUCAAUUGGUACCAGUACUUGGUGGAAAAGGGUAAAAGUAAAAUCGAAGACAUGAGGUCAAAUGCAAUGAACGCUAUUGCUUGGAAACGUCGUCAAUAUCAUAUCAUGUCUCCAAUGCCUGCAACAUCUGACCAAGAGGAGGACGAUGAGGAAAGUCCUAUCAAAAUUAUCAUUCCGGACGAUGUUAAUCUUCUUUCGCCGAGGAAAGUAACGCCGCGAACACUAACGCCACGAACACCAACGCUACAUGUCACAAAGGACUUUGUAAUCGAUAAAAAUAAUGGGAAAGAUGCUGAAGCUUCAGCUACAGUAAGACAUGUGGUCUCGCCUUAUCAACAUCCAUUUGUGCAGAAUAUCGGGCAACUAGGAGAGGUGUGCCAGCAACAAAGUACAGUUUACGUGUCUGGAUCAUACAACAUAUCAUCGGAAAAAGAAAAGUAUGAAAAGAAGAUUCGCUAUUUGAUAGAACGACGAGAAGAGAUUGAGAAAGAGAACUCGCUGAAUAACAAUAUUCCACCUUCUGCUGAUAUGUUCAUCAAUAAUCUUUGGAGAGCAAUUGAGAGAAGAAUCUCAGUCUUCCCGGGAGGAAUCAAAAUCAUGACCGGACUUCAUAAAAAAAUUCAGCGUCCACACAUCCUUGAUUCUGAGUUCAAAAUCUACAUUAUGUCUCGAGACGCUCGCGGUAAACGUUUUCCAGAAGAGUUUCCUGAAUACAAACACGACUGGUUUAAGUACACACGCAUUUCAAUUGAACCAAGAAAGUACCAGGCGUAUGAGGACACAAUUUUGAACAGCUUCCCUCAUGAAAUAAUGUGCAAAACGGAAUUCCGCAAAAUGCAAUGGACAGUGCCCCGACAAUUCGGCCCGCCGAAGAAAGCCAUUGAGUUUUUCACUGAUUUGGAUAAAUACCGAGAUUUGGAGCUGUACAAACAAUACUUGUCCGAAGGAGAGCUACCAUUCAAUAUCAAAAUCUACCGACAUCUCUGGUUCAUGGGGUCCUUAUUUGCCGAAGGAAUCGCUGAAGACUGGCACGAUGAUGGUCUUCCUGGUGGCUUUUGUGGUGCUUGUACAGACGGAACGGUCAUUUUUGUGAAAAAGUGUACUUGCAUUUUCCAUCAGGAUCACUACGACGACAAAUUCAUCUACACCCAUUGUAAUAUCAAGAAAGAACUGAAUGGUGUUGAGCGAUUAACAGGUCGAUUUGUUUGUGAGCAUGGUCCGAGCUCAGUUUUGGUUUUGGUCGAUGAGGAUAAACGUCCGAAGGGAGUAUAUGAAGUUAAGAAUCCCGCCUACACAACCCAUGAUGCAAAACUUCGAAUUGUGGCUAGAAAAACCAUGCAUGCCCAGAUUAGGAAAUGUUUUGCAAACGUUCCACAAACGAUUCGAGAACGCAGUCAAGAAUCCACCACUAAUUCUGAUUCAUCUGGCAGCUCAACAGAUUCACUCCAGAAUAGUGUAGAUGAGUUUGGCAACCCGUUGAUCGUCAGCAAAGUGCAACCGAACAUCGUGGAGAAUGCUAAAGAACUGUAUAAACGUUUCUCGCGUCUCAAGGAAGGAAAGAUUACGUUGGAUAAGCCCAAAAAGAUGAGAACGUGGAGAUCAAAAAGUGUGGACUCGUACAGAAAGGCAUUUGAAGUUAAACAUCGUCCAGGCCUGACAGCAACACAGUCCCUGAUAGAUCUCACGGAUCUUGAAAAUCACGCGAAGUUGAAAAUGGAGAAGGCCAAGCAAACAAUGAUUGAAGAACUUAACAUUGAAAAAGACGUUCGGUUGGACUCGGAAACAAUGGACACUCGACUCUUUGAAGGAAUUCACAACAUCAGCGAAGCCAACAACUUCCGACUCCUUCUCGAACUAUUUACAUUGGGCCCAGCAGCUGAAGAACCAACAGCCAAGUACUGUAAAACAAGAUAUAUCAAAAUCCAAGAGCAUUUGAAACAACAUAGCUUGAUGAGAGUAUACGGACAGGACAAAGAAAACGUUCCGAGAUUUGACGAAGACAAAAAGUUCCAAGGAGGCCAACCGAUAUCAGCAUUGAUGCACGAGUAUUAUGCGUUUAUGCAAUAUAUCAAAAGAACAAUGCGAGCUGCGAAAAAUCAUGUUGCUGCAAACAGACGUCUUCGCUUCAACGAAGCCCAGUUUGAGUAUUUCCAUAUGAUCUAUCAAAAAGUGUUCAACCUGAAUCUCCAUCUCUUUGAGCAUCUUCUCCACCAAAUCAGCAAGCAUACAUUCACACCAUACGCUCUCCAUCAUGCUGAGCACAAAGGAGAUUUGACAAAAAUUCGAACUGUGCUUGCCAGAAUGAAAAUAGACCUACCAACGGUUAUGAAUUCCUUUUUCAACAUUGAACCCAUGAAGCGGCAAAUUCAUGAGCUUCGUCAGCUGAGUGAGUUCUGCCAAAAAUCAGAGAUGGACUGUCAUAUUGCCACCCUUGGACGUUAUGCGAUUGAAAGAAUUCGAGUUCCACAAUCUGCUGAAAAAGUAUUUGAUGAUUACCCAUGGAUAAAUCAAAGUGUUCAUAAAGAUACCAUCGAUUUGUUACGAUUCGAUUCUGGAGAGACUGUACCGGAUGGUUUUGAUUCAAGAACCUUCAAUGAGCAAUUGAUGAAGAACUUCUACAAUCCAAUUGAUGUAUUCGAGCAGUCGACCACAUUGAGACCAAAAGGUGAAUCCGCUGAACUGAAUCUGUACAAUGCCUUCUACACCCAAUGCGACGGAUUCUUUGCGAAAUUCGAAAGAAUGAUGCCACAUGGUGCAAUGGAUCCGAAAAUGAAAACUUAUCACCAACAUCAAGCUUUCAUUAGACUCUACGAAAUUGCGAAAGGAAAUCGAAUCGUUGAUCGUACCGAUGUGACAAGAAUGAACGACACCGACGUCAUCAUGCUGUACACUGCAUUUGUCUCCAAUCCAGAUGUUGAAACUGAUGCUGGUGCGGAUUUGGACUGCCUCAACCAACUUUACAUGCAGCUCAGUAAGCAGAAAGCCGUUCCAUGCCCAAUUAAUCCAUCGCUCAUCGGAACAACGUUUGUCGUUUUCGACCAUCAUCUUGUAGUUUCAAUGGUUCGUGAACCGUUCGUCUUCCUGGCUGACCUACACUUCAAUUUCACUCCAAUGAAAUCGCGCGGUCGAAUUAUUGAAGCAGUGUCGGGAUCUUGUGUGAUCAACUUGUUGAUGGAUAGCAACAGUGAUAAGAUCAGAAUCGAAAUGCGACCGAAAUCAGUACAAACCAAAGGAGAUCGCCUAUGUUUUGAACUUGAUCAUGAAACAUUGACACGUGCUGGUUCGAUUGACGGAGUUUUGAAGUUUGUUGUUUCACAACGAUUUAAUAAACUGCAAGAACAAUUUGAAAUGCAACCACAAGUCCGCCCCUUCAAAUCGCGUCGUGGUAUCCUGGAAAAUCGAAACAUCAUAAAUGAGUUGGUAUCUUCUGACGAGCAAGAUAAAUCAUCAACAUCAUCCUGCCGUAUGUCAGAACGAACCAUUGAUCCGAAUUAUGUGGGAUUCCUGCACACCCAUAAGGAGUUGAAGCAUUUGAGCGAAGUGUCAAAAAAUAUGCGGGAGUACUUCAUUACUAACAGAAGACCUGGCUCUAGAAAGCGAUCCGUGCCACCAGCCAGCCCACAUAUUCCACCUCAUAUGAAUCCGAAACGGAUUCGAUUUUCCCAUAAGUAUUAA